AUGGCGCUUGCGUGGUGUGUGCCCGCCCUGUGUUCACUGGCGGGCAUCUGCGUUCUCGCUGUGUUCAGUGAAUGUGGGAAGAAGAAAGGGGGGCUGUGCCCAAGGGGCACGGUCUCCAGAGAAGCCUCUUCCCCAUUCUGCCUGCAGGCUCUCCUCCUGCACACAGUUCCCUUUGCCUUUCUCAUCGUCUCUCUUCAGUGUCAGAGGUUCUGUCUGAGAUACAAACUGCUCCUGAGGACUUGGGAUUUGGGAGCCCUGGCACUCCCCGGGCCUGAAGUUCCAACAGAGGAAAGGCUGAGCAGCUGCCACCAGAGGGCGCCCUUCCCUUCCUCCCUGCGGCCGGACCGCUCCGCCGCCUGCCUCACUUCCCAGGAUUGGACAGGUAGUUCACGACUGACUGUUCCAGCUCUUCCUGUUUCGGGACCUGCCGGCUCGAGUGCAAACAUAGCCAAGUUCAAGAGCCACACCACGUGCAACCAGUUCCGAAAAUGGCACAGAAAUGGCAUCAAGAAACCCCAAUCACAAAGAUACAAAACUGUUAGGGAUGGGCCCCAGGUUCCUGAAGAUGAACACACACUUGCCGAGAAGCGCAACAAGAAGGGCCUGAAGAAGGCGCAGGCCAACGACGCCAAGGCCAUGAACGCAAGUGCAAGUGCCGGGGCCAUCAAGUCCCUUGUAAAGCCCAAGGAAGUCAAGUCCCAAAAUCCCAAAGGGCAACAGCCGCAAGCUCAAUCAGCUUGCCUACAUCACUCCCUGGGAGUUUGCGAAACGCGCCUGUGUCGCAUCGCCAGGGGUCUCAGGCUCUAUACCCAAAGUCCAAGGCCAAGGCUCCAGCUGCAGCUCUGGCUCAGGCUCCCAUAGGUGCCCAGGGCCCCACGAAGACUCCAAAGUAGAGGCCUCU
This is a messenger RNA of Phyllostomus discolor (pale spear-nosed bat), 901 nucleotides long. RefSeq lists its product as uncharacterized. Gene Ontology annotation, cellular component: cytosolic large ribosomal subunit; ribosome. Gene Ontology annotation, molecular function: structural constituent of ribosome. The transcript has 3 exons. Bases 1 to 861 code for a protein of 286 amino acids. Gene Ontology annotation, biological process: cytoplasmic translation. NCBI's taxonomy places the organism in Eukaryota, Metazoa, Chordata, Mammalia, Chiroptera, Phyllostomidae. The record is from RefSeq and is a predicted model, not a curated record.